AACAAACCCUAAUAAUAUUUCUUUUAUAUAUUUCAAAGGGUAUUGUUAUUCUCUUGGUUACAUACAUAUACACGUUCUCACAUAAUUAAUUGUUUCACCUCUCUCUCUAUAUAUAUAUGCAGUGGAUGGUCUGUAAUUCUCGCCUUUGAAUCAUGGAGAUGUCAAAUUUCUAUAUAUUGUCGUUGAAGCCUCCGCCUAGUCGAUCUAUGUUCUCUUGCAAUGAGCUUAAUGGGUUGCGAUGUCCAAUCAUUAAUCAUUUUGGGGUGUUUCAUAACCUCUCUUCAGCCUCAUUGAAGUCGUACAAUUUAGUAUUGGCGUGUAGUUGUCGAAGAGCAAAUGAGGUCCAGGUUUUGUUUGGUCAUCAUCCUUGCAAUUUGGGGACUGGAAAGCAUGCAACCCUUGGACGAGCUUCCCGUUUAUAUUCAUUGAAACCAUGUCAAGUUAAAAGUGAGGACUCGGAGGGAACUUUGAGUGGUGAAAGCAUCCUAUUAAACGAGCAGACCUUAGAGCGGGAACUACAAAUUGCCAUUGAGGAGGAAAACUACACUCAAGCAGCAAAAAUCAGGGACAAUCUCCGAGUUCUCCAGGAGGAUAGCAAGACUUCAGUACUAGCAGCCAACGCUCGAUUCUACAACUCAUUUAGGAAUGGGGAUCUGGCUGCCAUGCAAGCCCUCUGGGCAAAGGGGGAAAAUGUGUGUGUUGUGCAUCCUGGUGUGAGUGGCAUAUCUGGUUACGAUCUUGUGAUGGGGAGCUGGGAAUUUGUAUGGGCUGACUAUGAGUUCCCAUUACAGAUUGAGAUUAAGGAUGUACAAGUCCAUGUCAAAGGUGAUUUAGGGUAUGUUACUUGCACCGAAUUGGUUAAGACAAAAGGUAGCAGCUGGGGAAGACAGUUCGCGACUAAUGUUUUUGAGAGAAUCGAUGGCCAAUGGUUCAUCUGUAUUCACCAUGCAUCACAUGUUGAGUUGUGAUGAUUGAGGAAGAAUAUCAGCAUCACUAUCAGUUUAUACAUGGAAAGAAGGACAAAUGUUGCUUAUAGUAUAAAAACAGCUUCUGUUGUACGUAUAUUUUAGAUGCUUGCUUGACCGUAGGCUGCAAUAAAAUCUGUGAGACCUUAUUAUCAUUUUAAUUCUAUUCCAGAUUUUUUUAUCUAAAGAA
Messenger RNA from Cornus florida, 1155 nucleotides. RefSeq lists its product as uncharacterized. The transcript is spliced from 3 exons. Gene Ontology annotation, molecular function: protein binding. NCBI's taxonomy places the organism in Eukaryota, Viridiplantae, Streptophyta, Magnoliopsida, Cornales, Cornaceae. The coding region runs from base 153 to 968 and encodes 271 amino acids. The record is from RefSeq and is a predicted model, not a curated record.